GCAAAACUCAAGUUCUUACAAAUUCCAGCAGUCAGAAAGUUUGUCAGAAGAGGCGCACUGAAUCCUUCAGAUACCACCAGAGCGACACCAGUCCCUGGACUGCAGCCUUUGGCCCCUCGUAGGACUAUAUAGGGACCUGGGAUCACAUCCAGGACUGCAGGUAGAGUUAAUGACCAAGAAUGGACAACAAGGCCAUGUAUCUGCAUACAUUUGAUGAAAAAGAGAACGGCUCAGUAUUCGAGGAGUCGUUCGAUGGGAAAAAUCUGUCAAAGAUGAAUCUCUGCGAAGCAUGUCCAGGAAAUGGAAGGAAAUCCCGCCGGUGUGGACAGCUGGGGUCUAUAGCAGCUCUGAAGUAUGCAGUGGUCGGUCUCUACUUACUGGUCUUUCUUAUCCUUGUUGGAGUGUUCAUCUUGGCAGUAUCAAGACCUCAAAGUGCCCCAGAAGAUCUAAAGGUGCUAACCAGCAAUGUCAAUCGUCUGAAUGAGAGCUACAGGGAUCUCCAGUUUAAGCUCAUGCAGCUCAGCUUCAAGGGAGACUUCAUGGACCAUAUCUGGAAGCUGCAGGACCUCUUCCAGAACCAUACAGACUCCUUGUUUCAGUUGACUGAAUCACUGCAGAAACUUGAGCAGAACCUCAAUGGGGUCCAAGACAUGGCCUCAAAGGCAGACACCAUGGUCUCAAAUCUUGGUGUUCGCGUAAACCAGAUCAGCGACUCUCACAAUUUAGACAUCUAUAAAUUAGCCACAAAAGUUAACAGCAGUCAAUAUGUAUGGAGUCGCCAUGACUCGAUGCUGAAGACAUUGACCGCUAAAGUUGAAGGACUUAAUGAGCAGAUAGGUGAAUUGAUGCUCACCUUAAAUGCUGUAAAUGGGACCUAUUCCUAUGAUAUAGGCAUCCAUCAUUCAAGGAUACAGGAACUUCAGGGUCUCAUAACUAAUGUAUCUGAAGACACCAGACAAACAAGGCUUCUUCAUAUAGUGAUGGAACAGCAGCUCAAGCAUGAGAUGGCUCUUAUCAAUAACGUGACCGAAGAUCUCCGGUUGAAAGACUGGGAACACUCAAUAGCCUUAAAGAACAUCACAAUACUUAGAGGUCCCGCAGGACCAAAGGGAGACCAAGGUCAUGAAGGAAUGGAAGGAGAACCUGGUGCUCCAGGGCUUCCUGGGUUCAGAGGCCUUCCUGGUGAAAGAGGUCUUCCUGGUCUACCCGGUCAGAAAGGAGAUCAAGGAGAUAUUGGGCUUCCUGGCAGUAUGGGUCUACGUGGACUUAAAGGUGACCGCGGGCAAAGAGGAGAGAAGGGCGAGAAAGGAGACCGAGGAGAAUUGGGGUCGGCUGAGGAGGGGGUGGUGCGACUGGUGAACGGAUCUGGACCCCACGAAGGAAGGGUGGAGGUGUACCACGACAAGCGCUGGGGCACCGUGUGCGACGACGGCUGGGACAAGAAAGACGGGGAUGUCGUCUGCCGGAUGCUGGGAUACAAAGGAGCGGAGGAGGUGUACAGGACGGCCAAAUUUGGUCAAGGUUCUGGACGUAUCUGGAUGGACGAUGUUUCCUGCAAAGGAACUGAAGAGUCCCUUCUACAGUGCAUGUUCUCCACUUGGGGCAAGACUAACUGCGGCCAUGCUGAAGAUGCCGGUGUGACCUGUAUCAAACAGUGAGCUGAGAGCAGAAGACACUGGAACGUUCGUCAUGAAGAUGUUCGAUCCAACCCCCACGUAGAGGGUUACGACAUCUUAUGUUCUGUGUCGUGACCUAAGCAUCACGGAGAGACCUUUCUAGACGAUUGGAUGAGACUUUGCAUCUUCAUUGUCUUCAGGCUCGUAAGGAAGGAAACUAAGACGUUCGCGCUUCCAAUUCCAUUUAUUGCAGUUGUUUAUGAAGCGAAAGAAAUAUUCAGAGGGGGCACAUUAUUAUUAUGUGGGAACACCAUGACCCGGCCAGUGGCUCCACAAUUUGGAGUGGUGUCUCCAGAUUUAUUAUAGUGGUAGCUGCCGAGUUCUAAUUAGGCACAAGUGGAGGCUGAGAUUCAGCCCCGACAAUUUGCCCCUUGUAUAUUGAGCAACUUUCAUAAAGUUUUACCAAAAAAAUCUUUCUGAGCAGAUAUUUACGUUACUCAUCGAUGAAAGUUUCUUUUAUGUUGCGCUUUUGUCUUUUUUUGAAUUCAUGUAUUUGAAACUAAUGGAAAACUAAGAAAUAGCACGACUAUAGUAGCUCAGGCAGGAAAGACCAUAUGGCCGAAAAGGGCUAAAAGGACGGCGGCCAUAUUGUCAUGGUACGGCUUUUAACAAACUUUUUUUACUUCCGUAGCCGGUGCAGAGGGAAGAUGUUGCUGAGCCACGCCGAGACUAUAUACUGAGGAAUACGCAGUGAUAAUGUGAUUAUAUGGUACAAAGUAAAGAUAAUGUUUUUAUGAAGCUC
Molecule: messenger RNA, 2418 nt
Organism: Bufo bufo (common toad)
Lineage: Eukaryota; Metazoa; Chordata; Amphibia; Anura; Bufonidae
Gene: SCARA5
Product: scavenger receptor class A member 5
Exons: 9
Coding region: 180-1658 (492 amino acids)
Biological process (GO): iron ion transmembrane transport
Cellular component (GO): plasma membrane
Molecular function (GO): ferritin receptor activity
Source: RefSeq, a predicted model, not a curated record